AUUUCAAGAAAAAGAGACAGGAAAGAGAGAAAAGUAAGAGAGUGCAGGCUGGGAGGACAUUUUGGCGCCCCUAAAUUCAGACUUCUUCUACUACUUUUCUCUGUAAAGCCGCCUACUAAAUAAUUGAAAUUAUUAAUUUUCGUUUUCGAAUCUCUUUCAUCGCCGGCAAUGGAAACGACGCCGUCCUUACUCCAACGCUACCGCCGAGAUCGCCGGAAGCUCAUCAAAUUCUUACUCUCUCCCGCCGCUGGCUUCGUCAAAGAGCUUCGCAACUCCUCGAAUUCUAUCUCUAGCGUUGAUUAUGAUACUCUCAGCGCCGAUUAUAUUCUCCACUGCAUCCAAUCCAAUGGAAUUCUUGAUAUAUCCGAGGCAACAAGGAAGUUCACAGAAGAAGCUCAGUAUCCCAUCACGAUGGAUUCUGAGUUAGGGGAUACCUAUUUCCUUGUUUCAGAUCCAGAGUCAGCUGGAUCUCCUCCUCACCGUGCUCCUCCUCCGAUUGUUGUAAAUCAUUCCAGCAGUAAUGACUUGCAUCCAUCUGAUCUACAUGACAGUUUGAUAGCUCAAAAAAUAUCUGUCCCCAGUCAUGAAUCUAAGGACAAAUAUGCAGCUAAUAAGCAAAAAUGGAAGCCAGUAAAUAGGGUUCUUUCUUUAGGAUUACCUGCGCUGCAUACAGGAUUAUCGGAUGAUGAUUUGCGGGAAUCAGCUUAUGAAAUACUGUUGACGUGUAUGGCAUUUUAUGGGCUUGAAAUAUAUAUUUUUGAGGAUCAAAAGAAAGAUAAAAGUUCAGGGUUUCUUGCUGGGUUGAAGAAUAAAAAGGACAAAAAACAUCCUCGGUCUCAGUCCCAAUCUCCUGAAAGACAUGAUGAAGUCAUUAACACCAUUCGUGUUCAGAUGCAGAUUUCAGAAGCAAUGGAUGCUUGUGUUAGGCAAACAUCAAUGCAGUUUGCUUCAAGAAAAGCAUGUGGACAACUUGAUAUUCCUCAGAUUUCACUGGGGCUUCUGAAUGGCAUAUUUAAGUCCGACUUUCUUUAUGAAAAACCUUAUAUGCAAUGGAAGAAACGACAAGCAAAUAUUCUUGAAGAAGUCUUUAUUUCUGCUAAUCAUCUAAUAACUGAUAAGCAAGUAAUUGACACAUUACUUGCAAAGAUGAACAACUCUGAGGAAUGGGACAACCUAAUGUCGACCUCUGAACGUACUGAGGUCCUGGCAGCUAUCCGCCAGGUGUCUUUGCUAUUGUCCUCUGUUAAUGGUCAUUUUGGUAUUCAAGGUGAAACAUGCUAUUGGGCUACCAGUUAUCACUUUAACAUCAGACUUUAUGAGAAGUUGCUUUUUGGCAUAUUUGACAUUCUAGAUGAAGGCAAUUUUAUAGAGGAAGCUGAUGAAUUUUUGAAGCUUUGCAAGUUGACGUGGUCUACUUUAGGAAUUACGCAGAAAAUGCAUAAUGCACUAUAUGGUUGGGUGCUGUUUCAACAGUUUGUUCUGACUGAAGAGGAAAUGCUUCUUGAUCAUGCAAUUAUUGAAGUGCAGAAACUUCUAUCUGCUGAAAGUAGCAGAGGGAAAGAUGAAGAAUACAUAAACAGCUUAGUUUGUUACAUUGAAUGUGAUGACUCUAAAUCAGAAAUGAGCUUGGUGCAAGCUAUUUUAUGGUCAAUUACCUAUUGGUGUGACAGCAAACUUCAAGAUUAUCAUCUGCACUUCAGUGAGGAACAUGACUUCUUCGCAAAAGUUCUGACCCUGGCGUCGGUACUUAGAAACAAAAAUUAUGGUGCUCAAGAUGAAAACAAGUUGACAUCUGAUGCUCUAAGUGGUCCUGACAUUGUACAUGUCAAAAUGUAUGUUGAGAGAUCUGUUGAAGCUGCAUAUAGGCGGAUAGAAGAUAAUAUGAAUCUUGGAUCUCAAAUGGAGAGGGGUAAUGCAUUGGCUGUGCUUGCAAAUGAUGUAAGAGUGAUUGCUGAGAAAGAACUUAAUCUGUAUUCACCUGUCCUCUGUGACUGGUAUCCAGAAUCAGCAAUGGUUGCAGCUAAACUACUGCACCAACUUUAUGGUGAAAGACUGAAACCAUUCCUUGAGCAAGUUUCCUCUCUUUCAGACGAAGUUAAAUUAGUGCUUCCAGCAGUGGGUAGUUUGGAGCAUGGUCUGACUCUUCUUUUUUCUUCUACAUGUAAAGCAAACGAGUCACGGUCCUUUUCCAGCCUAGAACUUGACCGAUAUCAGGUUGGAAAGUUUUCUAGGCCUAUUAUUCUUGAGUGGGUAAUUGCUCAGCAUGCACGAAUUUUAGAAUGGACUGGGCGCAUUCUCGACCUCGAGGAUUGGGAACCACUGUCAUAUCAGCAAAAACACUCAUCUUCAGCAGUUGAAGUGUUUAGAAUAAUAGAGGAGACGGUGGAUCAAUUUUUUGGACUGAGGCUUCCGUUAGAUAUUACACACCUACAAGCUCUACUUUCCAUAAUAUUCCACACACUGGAUAGCUAUUUACAUAAAGUUUGUAGCCACAUAGUUGAUAAGCACCAUUUGUAUCCUCCUGUGCCUCCAUUGACCCGAUACAAGGAGGCAGUAUUCCCCAUGAUAAAAAAGAAGGUUGUUGAGAAUGUACUUCUUGAAGAGGAAAUUAAUGGUAAUUUGGUGGAAUUGACAGUGUCUAAGCUCUGCAUCAGAUUGAACACCCUUCAAUAUAUUCAGAAACAAAUGGGUAUACUAGAAGAUGGAAUUAGGAAAUCUUGGGGAUCUGCGACGAUAUCUGACAACAGCAGAGGUGAAGAAAGUCGAGAGACUUCAGAAACUGUAUCUGAGUAUAGUGAAUCAGUUGAUGAGCUUUUUGUUGCUACCUUUGACAGUCUGAGGGAUACAGCAGCUGAUGCAAUCAAAAGAACAUGUGAAUUCAUAGGAGCAAGAGUCGUGUUCUGGGAUAUGAGAGACACAUUUUUGUUUCGAUUAUAUCGUGGUAGUGUUGGAAGUGCUCGCUUCGAUAACAUACUUCCAAACUUUGAUAGCGUUCUCAACAAUAUAUGUGAUUAUGUUGAUGACGUACUUAGAGAUCUUGUGGUGGCAAGCAUUUGUAAGGCGUCACUGGAUGGCUUUGUUUGGGUACUUCUGGAUGGUGGCCCUUCUUGUGCAUUUUCUGAUGCAGAUAUCAAUAUGAUGGAGGAGGACCUAAAUAUGUUAAAGGAUUUUUUUAUAGCUGAUGGUGAAGGCCUUCCCCGUUCACUAGUUGAGAACGAAGCACAAUUUGCCCAUCAAAUUUUGAAUUUGUACUCCCUUCAGACUGAAUCUGUGAUCCAGAUGUUGAUGACUGCAAGCGAACUUAUUCCGACUGGAGUUGAAUCACAUAAGCAUAGACAUAGGCACUUGGUAGAUGCUCACACACUAGUACGGGUUUUAUGCCACAAGAAAGAUAAAGAAGCAUCCCAGUUCUUAAAAUUGCACUACCAGCUGCCUGCAUCAUCAGAUUAUGAAGAUGAGAGCCCAUUGAAGGAACCUGGUCUGAAACCACCCAUGAUGGCAGAUCUUCUAAGAAACACCUCAAUGCAGUGGUCAAAUAAUGGCCAUGACAGCUUUAAAUCAAUUAAGAAGAAAUUCCAAAAGGUAACAUCAGAGAUCCGGCACUCAGGAUCAUUGUCUUACUCUUAACUGGUGUAGUUUGGAUUAUUAGUACAAGGUCAGACUGUCAACCAGACGGCCAAUACUAGCAAAUCAUGCAGAGCAAGUGAAGUAUGAAAAAUCUGUACAUAUCCUCUGCAAAAACACUCAUAAACAGCACAAAUCAGAUAAAGUUCACAGUAGUACAGCAGUAUAUCCUUGUAUUCAUGUAACCCUUUGAUUGUUACAUAUAAAUAUAUAUGUGCUAAGUGAUUAAUUUAUAUUUACAUUUAUCUCUUUAAUAGUUUGAUAUAGAUCAGGGUAAUUGUAUUUACAUAUCUCGUCGGAUAAUAGUUGAAGGUAUUCUCUUUCAGUUU
Molecule: messenger RNA, 3953 nt
Organism: Daucus carota subsp. sativus
Lineage: Eukaryota; Viridiplantae; Streptophyta; Magnoliopsida; Apiales; Apiaceae
Product: protein unc-13 homolog
Exons: 26
Coding region: 169-3627 (1152 amino acids)
Source: RefSeq, a predicted model, not a curated record